UCGAAGGCGAAGACCGUCCCUAUCCGCUGAUUUCCCCUCCUUCCUCUCUCCCGGGGCAAAUUUUUGACUAUCGACCGACGACCGGUAAUCAUCCUUCGUAUCUAAAGUGUAUGUAAUGUGUAUAUAUACAUGACUAUGUACAUAUAAAAUCCUACGAAACGAAGAUGAGGAGGAGCAAGGAAGCGGACGGAAAAAAAAGAAAAAAAGAGAAACCGGAAAGCUGAAGGUGGUGAUGAGAGAGAGGAGGAGGAGCAGAGGCCGCCUCUGGAACAGCGGAAGCGCAGUGUCACGACUGGAUGUCUUGCAGUCAUCUCAACUCUAGCAAUAUAUACAUAUACACGUACAUAUAUACAUACAUAUAUAUGUUGUGACAGUAGCAGCAGCAGCAGCAGCUAUGGAGGAGCAACAGCGGUUUGGCAUCGGGAUUUGGAGUCUGAAGGAGCGCUUCAAGGAGCGAUUACGGCAGCGGCUCCGUUUUUCGCCACGUCAUCAGUUUCACUUGCUGAUUCAGCAUCAGGAGCAGCAGGCGCAAAGCCGGCAAAGCGCGCCAACGCGGCGAGCGUCGGCGAAGGCGGCGGUUGCCACGUCACUAGCAGCCGCGCGCGUGUUCAAAGGGAACGCGGUGUUGGCGCGCUUUGCGGCGGCAGUCGUCAGGGGCCAUUGGUAUUCGGGACCGAAGAAAAGCGGGGGGGAGCACUGGAGGGCCAGGGCAGCAAUCCAGAUGGCCAAGCCGCCGGCGUUCAAGGGUUUUGGGUCGGGGUCGGGGUCGAGAUCGAGAUUGGGAUCGGCGGGAUCGACGACUACCGAGGCUGGAGCGAAGGGGGCAACGGUGAGCAGCAGAGCGAAUGUUGCUGUGGGCGCGCGGGAGGCCAGUGCUGUGCCACGUGUCAGCCAUGUGGAGACUGGAGGAGGAGUUCCACCAAGCUCGACCACUGCUGCUGCUGGAACCACGUCAGCUGCUUCCUUGUUGAAGGAUACUGAGAGUGAUUUGAUGGCGCAGCGUGCUGGCAGGGAGGAGAGGAAGCUGGCGGAUGUCGCACUUGUGGAGAAUAUGCUGACUUCUGAGCAGCCGUCACUUUGGAUGAAAGCCGCGCAGGGAUUUGCAGUGCCGGUCUUUGGUGCCUUGAGCAGGAUCUUCAUGCAUGGGUUGAACCGAACAGAGGUCUUCGAUGCGCAUAAGCUGGCAGAUGCAAUCUGGAAAAGACCACAAGGGCAGCCGCUGAUUACGGUCUGUAACCAUGUGGCGUCUAUGGAUGACCCGCUUGUUCUUGCGGCACUUGUCCCUCCUGAUCUGCUGGUGCAUGCUUGGGCAAUGAGAUGGACUCUCUGCGCGACUGACCGAUGUUUUACGAAUCCUGUAUUUUCAGCCUUCUUUCAAUCAGCAAAGGUCUUGCCGAUCGUCCGCGGAGCAGGCUUGGAACAGAAGGGGGUGGAUGUAGCCAUAGGGAAGCUGAACAAAGGGGACUGGGUGCAUAUAUUCCCUGAGGGAAGCCGGUCGCGGGACGGUGGGAGGACGCUUGGCAGCAUGAAGCGAGGCAUCGGCAGGUUGGUUCUUGACGCUAAAGAGACUCCAAUGGUAGUGCCCUUCAUACACAAAGGAAUGGAGGCGAUCAUUCCAGUUGGCCAGUCACUUCCAAAAGUGGGGAAAAAGAUUGCAGUCUUGGUCGGAGACCCUAUCCCGAUUGACGAUCUGAUGCAGGGAUACAGGAGCGGGCUCUGCUCGCAAGCAGAGGUGUACAGGGCAGUGGCUGCCCGGGUGGGAAGAAGGAUGAACGAGCUGAAGGGGGAGCUGGAUGCGAGGCUGGAGCAUGCGGCCGUCCUUGAAGAACAGGCUGUGGAUAAGAAUGAACUGGGUGGAUGGACAGGCGUGCGGGAGUCCUGGGAGCUGCUUGACUGGCAGGCUCAAGGCAUGGGGGUGUUUGACACUGAAGCCCUCCUAGCGAGCAGCAGUGAGAACUCGUGCUGCGUUUCACUUCCUAGGCAGCUCGAUAACGGAUCGGAGCUCAGUCCACAAGGAAUGCAAUCUCCAUCAAGUACGGAUGAGGCUUCUUCGCGUCACCGGGGUGGUAGUAAGCAGCCAUCGGCUUUGACAAUGCCGCCAAGUGCUACUACGUCUGCUCGAUUGCCGAGCACAACAAUACAUUCGGAGGAAUCGGAUGAGCUGCUGGCCGCUCCCAGUGGGAAGGCGCAUCGUCUGAGAGAAAAUAGGAAUGGCAUUGGCAGUUGCAUGCAGACCGUGGACCAUCUGUCGAAAACUCGUGCGUCUGAACUAAACAAAGGGUUGGAUCCGGCGGAAGAAGAGUCUGCGCUUAGACGGGAAGCUAAUUCGUGGCCAUCAGCGCUAGAAAUGUCUAAUGGCCACAGCCUUGGUUCGAGUGGAGAUGACCGUUCUGUUCUCAGUGGACAGAAUGCAACCGACUUUGAUGACGGCGACACCUGGUUCAGCGAGCUUUACGAAGUUGACUCGUAUCGUUGGGGCCGUUGGUCAUCCAGUUCGAGGAAUGAGAGCGGGUGGGACAUGAUGGGCUUUGCUGCAACAGGGCUUUCUGGAAGAAGGAAGGGAGUGUUACCUCAGGGGCUUACGCGAGGGUUGUCGAAGAGAUGUGAUGAGGCGGCAGAUGUGGUUCGGCAAGAAUACUUGGGUCCGUUAAGCGAAGCCAGGAAGAAAGUCUGGACACGGCCAAACUGGACUCCUCUUCUGGAAAAGGCGGGUGGGAUUUACCGUGAUCUCCGAGAACAGAAGGUGUGCAAGAGGCGCAGCUGGCGACUCAUCGACUUCCUGCGCUCUGAUCCGGCGGUUGAGUCGCUUGGCUUGGGGAGCGGCUCGCGUGCUUCUUCUUUCUGCUCCGCCAGCGGAAGAAAAAUGUCUAGCGCAUAAGUUUUUCUGGUCUUAUGAAGCUUUCUGAAUUUUUGACAGCGAGCUCAGGGGAUAACUAUGUGGGUUGUCGACCAUCUGGAUUGUGAAGCUCUGGAGAUGGAAACGAUCACGAACUGUUGCGUGAUGAGACCGUGCGGAGUUUUGAAAACCAGUGAGAUCACAGUUGUUGCAAUGUUUGGGCCUCAGUUAGAUUUUUGGUUAUGAAGCUGACAGUCUGGGCCAGUGGUUCUGGGCUCCGGACAAUACGAGCUGCUGUGAUUCGCGAUCAGCACAUACAGGUCGAAGAUCAGCAGAUGUGUUGUUCCUGUGGAGUUUGCAGGUGUGGGGGCCUGGAAACUGACUUUAAGUCACAAAGCUGGGAACUCAAGGAGUGUGGCAAUAACAGCAGAAUUGACGGUGGGAGAGCGGAAUUCUGCCUCUCAUGUUGACGAGCGAGCUUGCACGGCCUGCUGCACACCUACUCUUCUCUGCUGCACGCCGCCUCUUCUCUGUUGCCUCCCCCCCUGCCAACAGCAGGGGGAGGAAGUGGGGAAAAGGGAGGUAUGGAUAUGACAGACAAGUACAGCUUGACAGCAUGUGGAGGUGGGGUGGGGAGGGGGGAAGAAGGUGCCAAAUGGGAUAAGGUAUGGAUGACAGAGGUUCAGCAUAGUAUAUCAGAUUGUCUUGUGGAUUGUUUCACUCUGUUCCUGUGGUUUGAUUGCUUGGCUUGCUCCAACAGUGCUAGAGAGUCAGUUCUAUAGGAGGUCCUCUGCUGGCGAUUUGUCUGUGCUAAGUCGGUGUGAUGCUAAUUUAGCGCUUGCAUGCCACCGCUUCAACCCCACCUGCCAGUGCGUGAGUAAGACAUCACAUCACUGAUGUAGGGCCACUAAAGUUAUCCCUUGUUGAGAAUACUGAUAAUGCAUGACGGGGAGGAGAGAAGGUGGGGAUCGGAGCAACGCGCACAUGUCACACGACUUGACACAAGUAAGGGCCUCUCUCCCGCAGUAUAAGCCUGUUAGUGUUGUUAGCAGUUUUGGUAGGCUUGCUUCCCUCUCUCUCUCCCCUCCUCUCUCUCUCUCUUGGGGAUCGGAGCUGCGGAGGGAUAUUUGUGUGAGGAAGCCAUACAGUGAUGAAUUGUCGACAGGUCGGGAAGAGCAUGGAGUUUGAUAAGCAUGCUUCCCUCUCUCUCUCCCCCGCCUCCUCUCUCUCUCGUGUGAGUGUCAUCUGUGCGUAAGUGCCUGUUAUAUCUGGCUGGCAAUGGUAGUGCACUGGUAUGCACUUGCAUUCGACAAAGUGCAUAGGUAUGUAGUUGUACUCAGGGGUGCCAAACUGUUUUUCCACCAGUUCACUGUUCCUACAAAACAAGAAAAGCAUAUGGGAGGCUAGGAUUGCUGUACGCCGUACGCUGCUCUCUGUGGGCUUGCCUGCACAAGUGCACGUGUGUCUGCCUGUGUGUGUGUGUGUGUGUGUGUGUGUGUGUGUGUGUGUGUGUGUGUGUGUUUGUGUGUGUGUGAAUUUAUGCCAUGGCACAUUUUUCCUGUGUCAUGCAUUUCUCCGAUGAGAGUUACUCGGCUCACCUUGUACUUCAAAAAUAUGCACGUAGGUAUGUCAAAGGUCAUGGUAGGAUCGGCGUUUACUAAGGCUGUGGAUACUUGGCAUUCAUAAUCAACACUGUUCCCGAUG
Messenger RNA from Chara braunii, 4540 nucleotides. Lineage: Eukaryota; Viridiplantae; Streptophyta; Charophyceae; Charales; Characeae. The record is from the annotation of a GenBank genome assembly.